Molecule: messenger RNA, 1897 nt
Organism: Morus notabilis
Lineage: Eukaryota; Viridiplantae; Streptophyta; Magnoliopsida; Rosales; Moraceae
Product: AT-rich interactive domain-containing protein 3
Exons: 13
Coding region: 230-1603 (457 amino acids)
Biological process (GO): regulation of transcription by RNA polymerase II
Cellular component (GO): nucleus
Molecular function (GO): DNA binding
Source: RefSeq, a predicted model, not a curated record
UUUCAUUUUUUUCCUGUAUUAUUAUUAUUAUUAUUAUUAUUCCAGAAAAAACAGAAAAGGGGGGGAUUUGUACACUGGCAAUCGUGAAGGAAUUUUGUUUCUGUAGAGAUUGAAGGAAACAAAAAAUAAAGGGGAUUAGGGUUUCAGAAGAUUGGUUGGUUGGCUCAAUUCUCGGCAAUCCAGCUUCAAGCUUGAAUCUUUUGUUUUUCUUAAACGAGUAGAAAGUAUAAUGAGUGGUUCCAAGGAAAAUGACGACGCUCCAGUCGCCGUUUCGGAUACCCAGAUACUGAAAGUGGAACAAAAAGAAGAAGAAGAAGAAGAAGAAGAAGACGAGGCUCAAAUUGGAAAUCCCCCUCCGGCUGAGACUACUGAAACUGAAGCAGCAGCUACUACUGCUGCUGCUGCAACUGCAAUUAUUGAGGAUAAGGACAAGGAUAAGAAUAAAACAUCCUCAAAGGAGGAAGAUUCCAAGAAGCCACAUUCUAAUUCUAAUUCUGUUUCUGUCUCUGUCGAUCACAAAACCACCAUUGCUACUGCUACAACUACUGGUAGUCGUGUUGAUGCCAAAACUGAAGCUUCUGAGCCUCCGAAUCCCAAUUCUCAAGCCCAGACUCAGAAUGAUAAUGGCAACGGAAUUCCAACCUCAAAGGACCAGUUUUUCAUAGACGACAACUACCUCGUGUACGAAGAAGGGAGCGAAUCGGGGGCGGAAGAAGACCAAUCCAACUUCAUGAAGGAGCUUGAGCUUUUCUUCAAAGAGAGAAGCCUGGAAUUCAAGCCCCCCAAGUUUUACGGAGAGGGCCUCAAUUGCCUUAAGCUUUGGAGGGCUGUCACUAGAUUGGGUGGCUACGACAAGGUGACUUCAUGUAAGUUGUGGCGGCAAGUGGGAGAGUCCUUCAAACCCCCAAAGACAUGCACUACGGUUUCUUGGACAUUUCGAGGUUUCUAUGAGAAGGCACUCCUGGAUUAUGAAAGACAUAAAACACGUGGUGGUGAACUUAGUGUGCCUGUUUCUUCCCAUGCAGAGCCUAGUAAUGUUGAUACUCAGGCUUCGGGAUCGGGUAGAGCACGUAGGGACGCAGCGGCGCGUGCUAUGCAGGGUUGGCACUCGCAGAGACUUCUUGGUAAUGGUGAAGUCAGUGACCCCAUUAUUAAGGAUAAAAAUUCCAUCUCCAUGCAGAAGCGUGAAAAACAACUCAAAAAUAUAGCACCAGGUUUGCUCAAACGUAAGAAGCAACCUUACACGGACCAUGCAGUAAAGGCGACACGUACUAAAGCAUCCAAGACACAGUUGGACACUGCAGUGGUUGAUGUUGGACCUCCAGCUGAAUGGGUGAAGAUCAAUGUGCAAAGAACUAAAGAUUGCUACGAGGUAUAUGCUUUAGUUCCGGGACUUCUACGUGAGGAGGUGCGUGUGCAAUCUGAUCCAGCUGGACGGCUGGUUAUAAGUGGUGAACCCGAGCAGCCCGAUAACCCGUGGGGCGUCACACCUUUCAAGAAGGUUGUGAGCCUGCCAUCAAGAAUUGAUCCACACCAGACAUCAGCAGUUGUCACUCUGCAUGGGCAGUUGUUUGUUCGCGUUCCGUUCGAGCAGUCGGAGUAAGAGCAUUUGAGGGUCUGCAUCUGCACAUGCAUCAUCCUCCCCACUCUUGUUUCCUUUCUUUUUUUUAUUUUUUUUUUUAUUUUUAUAAAUUCGCUCUCUUCUUGUAAUCCCCAAAUAGUCAAGUAGAAAUAGGAGUUUGAGCGUAUGUUUCUGUGGUAAUCCAUAAGUAGUUAGGCCUAACAGUGCUACAGUUGAAUUAUGUAUGUGUUGAACAUUUCAAUUUAGUUUUUGAACCUGUGUGAUUUGUACAUUAUUAUUUUGUACUAGAGAUUAGAGAUGAAUGGAUGAUGCUAA